Messenger RNA from Chlorella variabilis, 1139 nucleotides. RefSeq lists its product as hypothetical. The transcript is spliced from 8 exons. The record is from RefSeq and is a predicted model, not a curated record. Lineage: Eukaryota; Viridiplantae; Chlorophyta; Trebouxiophyceae; Chlorellales; Chlorellaceae. Gene Ontology annotation, cellular component: nucleus; RNA N6-methyladenosine methyltransferase complex. Gene Ontology annotation, molecular function: methyltransferase activity. Bases 529 to 1023 code for a protein of 164 amino acids.
ACAGCGGUACAGGAGUGGCUGAGUGUGCUGGGGGCUGCCACGCUGCAGCAGGCGCUGGGUGGUGCGGCAGUAGGAGCGGCAGGUGGUAGAGAGACGGGGCAGGUCCAGCAGCAGCAGCAGCAGCAGCUCUGACGACGGCAGCUCCCAAGCAGAGCCAGACUAUGUGGCGAUGUAUGAGCUGCGGCACGCCCUCAAGCCCAAGCUGCGCUUUGCGGUGGCCCCAGCAGCAGCAGAAGGCGCACGGCAGGCACAGCCAGCGCCGCACGGCGGCAUGCCUCAGGACGUGCAGCAGCCGCCCGCCCCGUCGGUGCCACCCGCGCCACCCCCCAACCUCUUCAACCGCCGCGCAGCCGCCUCCUGCUGUCUGACGCCCGCCAGCUGCAGCCGCUGGUGGACGACGUGGCAGCCAUCGGCGGCUACCAGUGCAUCCUUCUGGACCCUCCAUGGGAGAACAAGUCGGCCAAGCGCUCCGCCCGCUACCCCACCCUCCCCUCCCGCAACCUGCUGGCCCUGCCGCUGCGUCAGCUGAUGCACGCGGGCGGCUGCCUGGUGGCGAUGUGGGUGACCAACCGGGAGCGCCACCGCCGCUUCAUCGAGCAAGAGCUGCUGCCGGGGUGGGGCCUGCGCCACCUGGCCACCUGGCACUGGCUCAAGGUCACAGACGGCGGCCAGCCCGUGGGCCGGCUGGACAUAGAGCACCGAAGACCGUACGAGUCGCUGCUGCUGUGCUGGCCCGCCCACCUGCCUGACCCGCCUGGCGCGCCGGCGGCGCCUGCUGCCGGCGGUGAUGCCAGCGGCGGCAGCUGCUUUCACGUGCUGCGAGAGCCGCUGGUGGUGGUGGCUGUGCCGCCCGCCUCCCACAGCCGCAAGCCGCACCUGGGCCCGCUGCUGCUGCCGCUGCUGCCCGACGGCGCUCGCUGCCUUGAGAUGUUUGCCCGGGAGCUGCACAGCGGGUGGACCAGCUGGGGCAAUGAAGGGCUCAAGUUUCAGAGCAAGCAGCGCUUCCAGCGGCGGCGGCAGUAGCCGCUCGCCGGCUCCAGCCACCCCUCUGGCUUGGCCCCUCCUCGCUGCACAUCUGCCCCCCUGGUGGCUCCCUGGCGCUGUGCAUCCCCUUCUGGCCUUGUGAGAGCCCACGCCGC